Arachis ipaensis is the source of this 478-nucleotide messenger RNA. The record is from RefSeq and is a predicted model, not a curated record. Lineage: Eukaryota; Viridiplantae; Streptophyta; Magnoliopsida; Fabales; Fabaceae.
AGGUUAGAUAAGUUGAUGGCGGAAAGGAAGCAAUCGAGUUAUGUGAAGCUGGGAAAAGAUCACGCGCCUCUCGUUGAUAUCACUCCUAGCGAGCUCAAUCAGCCAAUUGAGGUUCCUCAAUUGGCUGUUCGCAAGUGCCCUAAAUGUAGACAGCCACGACCCCAAAGCUAUUCACCUCCGGCAGAUGAACCUUGGACGACUGGGAUCUUUGGAUGCACUGAAGAUAGGGAAAGUUGCAAGAAGUGUAGCCCUUUUCCAAUUGCAUUAAGAGAUAUAAAGCAACACGACAUUACUCAAAGCAUGCGCGGGCUACUGGUUGAUUGGCUUGUAGAGAUUUGCAUAAUGUACUUUUUUUCAUAUAAUACAAUGUUAUGAAUUAUAGCUGAUAAAUUUAGUACGGUUGAACAAUACACUGAGGAUUAUAGUUGAUGUAUCAAUACAUUUUGUUUAUAUUUUGAAUUAUAUUGACUUGCUUGUU